Chara braunii is the source of this 1058-nucleotide messenger RNA. NCBI's taxonomy places the organism in Eukaryota, Viridiplantae, Streptophyta, Charophyceae, Charales, Characeae. The record is from the annotation of a GenBank genome assembly.
GGGAGAUUAUAUAGUUUGUGUUGUGUAGUGAGGGAUCAGAGAAGGAGGAGUAGGAGAAGAUUAAGGAGAAAUAGAUAGAAUGGCGAAUUUCCAGAGUCAAGGUACCCCUCCCAUCCAAGGGUAUAGGAUGGGACCGCAGAACGGGUAUCGGCAAGGAGUGGUUACAUGCCACAUUUGUGGGAAAGCGGGCCACUAUGCUCGUAACUGCUGGUCGGCGGGGAACGGGAGAACACCUUACCAGUCAGGAGGGCAGGGCGAUGAAGAAACCAAGGAGAUGAAAGAGUAUUUCCAUGAGAAGAUUAAAAAGAGGAAGAUCAAUGAGGAGAGAAGAAUGAGGGAAGAGGAGGAAAGGAAGAGGAGAUAUGAAGAAAAUAGGAGAGAAAUCGAAAGGAUAAAGGAAGCUGAAGCCAGGGAAGCAAGAUUAGAAGCACGAAUGGUUCGGCUGUUAAACCAGCACACUCGUUCUAAUCAGAAAGUCGAGGAGGUGGCCGGGAAGAAGAAAUCUCCCAAAACGAAAGCGAGGAUGCUACGGGAGAUUAGAAGUUACCUGGUGGAAUCUGAUGAUGAUAGUGAGGAGGUGAGAGAGGAAGCCGGGAAGUUGAUUGAAGCAAUUGAGAAGAGGAAGGGCAAGAAGUUGGGGAAUGAGGAUGGUCGGGUAUCGAAGAAUGGAUUGAAAGGUUAUCCGGUGGGAAUUGAAGAUGAUGACGAAGUGAGGACUCCACCACCUAUCAAGAAAGGACAGGGAGACGGUACUGGAGGAACCGAGAUGCUUGAUUUCGCCAUCGAGAUGCACUGGAGACUGUCCGAGAAAAAGGUGCCCGAACAGAGGAAGCUAUGUAACAAGGAAGGCAUCGAGUGGUCCAGGAAAGACAACGCCAUUGGUGAGUUGGUGAGAUGUAAGGCGAAGCUCGCCUACGAAGAGUUCGUGGAAAGCGGUAAGAUAUCUCCUUGGUUUGAAAAAUAGACCGGAUCGAUCUGAGUUCGUCUCCAACAUGGAGAUCCUGACUGAUUUGCGAAAGAGUAUGAGAGAGAGGGGGGAACAAAUUGACAGGGGUAGA